Molecule: messenger RNA, 180 nt
Organism: Funneliformis mosseae
Lineage: Eukaryota; Fungi; Glomeromycota; Glomeromycetes; Glomerales; Glomeraceae
Source: the annotation of a GenBank genome assembly
GAAAUAUUACACAAUCCAAUUCCAAUCCACUGGCACAACAAAAUUCUGAAAUCUAUUUAAUGGAUAUAAGAAAUUAUACAUGGGUAAAUACGUUUGCUGAACCGAUUAAACCGAAGAACAAAAAUACAGCAACCCCUGUAAAAAUUGCAAUAGCAACAAUUUGUGCAAUUAUAGGUGCUG